Arabidopsis arenosa is the source of this 2976-nucleotide messenger RNA. The record is from the annotation of a GenBank genome assembly. NCBI's taxonomy places the organism in Eukaryota, Viridiplantae, Streptophyta, Magnoliopsida, Brassicales, Brassicaceae.
AUUAUUCACCCUUCUUAAUGGGCCAGUGUAUAUGUAAUCUCUGCUUUAUCCCAAAGCAUGCAUUGCCUGCCAUUCACAAGCAAUAAAACAUCUUGUGAGAGAAGAACGGAUCAUGGACCAGCCUCACGCUCUUGUAGUCGCUAGCCCUGGCUUGGGCCACCUUAUCCCUGCCCUCGAACUCGGCAACCGUCUCUCCUCCGUCCUCAAUAUCCACGUCACCAUUCUUGCAAUCACCUCCGGCUCCUCUUCCCUGACAGAAACCGAGAUGAUACAUGCAGCCGCGGCUAGAGGGACCUGUGAAAUUAUGGAAGUACCCUCGGUCGAUAUAGACCACCUCGUGGAGCCAGAUGCGACAGUGGUCACUAAGAUAGUGACGAUGAUGCGAGCCAUGAAGUCCGCGGUUAGAGAUGCCGUGAAAUCAAUGAAGCAAAAACCGACGGUCAUGAUCGUUGACUUUUUUGGUACAUCGUUGUUGUCCAUAACCGAUGUAGGUGUGACGGCUAAGUAUGUGUACAUACCGUCGCACGCGUGGUUCUUGGCAUUAAUUGUCUACUUGCCGGUGUUGGAUAAGGUAGUGGAAGGUGAGUAUGUUGAUAUUAAGGAGCCUAUGAAAAUACCAGGUUGUAAACCGGUCGGACCAAAGGAGCUUUUGGACACAAUGUUAGACCGGUCUGACCAACAGUACCGUGAGUGUGUACAGAGUGGGUUGGAGAUACCUAUGAGCGAUGGCGUUUUGGUAAAUACUUGGGAGGAGUUACAAGGGAAGACUCUAGCUGCGCUAAGAGAAGACAUGGAUUUGAACCGGGUUAUGAAAGUACCGGUCUACCCUAUUGGGCCUAUAGUUAGGACUAAUGUGCUUAUUGAAAAACCAAACUGUAUAUUUGAGUGGCUAGACAAACAAAGGGAAAAUUCAGUUGUUUAUGUGUGUUUAGGGAGUGGUGGAACGUUGUCAUUGGAGCAAACGAUGGAACUCGCUUGGGGUUUAGAGUUAAGUGGCCAAAGUUUCCUAUGGGUUCUACGCAGGCCUGUUUCUUACCUUGGUGGGAACUCAAAAGAUGAUGAUCAAGUGAGUGCUUGUCUACCAGAAGGUUUCUUGGACCGUACACGUGGUGUAGGUCUUGUGGUCACGGAAUGGGCACCGCAAGUUGAGAUCUUGAGCCAUGGAUCGAUUGGUGGGUUUUUGUCUCAUUGUGGUUGGAGCUCGGUGUUGGAGAGUUUGACUAAAGGAGUUCCGAUCGUUGCUUGGCCUCUUUAUGCGGAGCAAUGGAUGAAUGCCACGUUGCUGACAGAGGAGAUCGGUGUAGCCAUUCGUACGUCAGAUUUACCGUCAAAGAAAGUGAUCGGCCGGGAAGAAGUGGCGUAUUUGGUGAAGAAAAUUGUAGUGGAAGAGGAUAAAGAAGGACGGAAGAUAAAGGCUAAAGCUGAGGAGGUGAGGGUUAGCUCCGAACGAGCUUGGACUCAUGAACCUUCAAAUAAUAAGAUCAUGGACCAGCCUCACGCGCUUCUAGUCGCUAGCCCUGGCUUGGGUCACCUCAUCCCUAUCCUUGAACUCGGCAACCGUCUCUCCUCCGUCCUAAACAUCCACGUCACCAUACUCGCCGUCACCUCCGGCUCCUCUUCACCGACAGAAACCGAAGCCAUACGUGCAGCCGCUGCUAGAACUGCCUGUGAAAUUAGGGAACUUCCCUCGGUGGAUAUAGACAACCUCGUGGAGCCAGAUGCAACGGUGGCCACUAAGAUCGUGGUAAAGAUGCGAGCCAUGAAGUCCAGAGUUCGUGACGCCGUGGAAUCAAUGAAGCGAAAACCAACGGUCAUGAUCGUUGACUUUUUUGGUACGGGGUUGAUGUCCGUAGCCGAUGACGUAGGCUUGACGGCUAAGUACGUGUACGACCCCUCGCAUGCGUGGUUCUUGGCAGUCAUGGUGUACUUGCCGGUGUUAGAUACGGUAGUGGAAGGUGAGUAUGUUGAUAUUAAGGAGCCUUUAAAAAUACCGGGUUGUAAACCGGUCGGACGAAAGGAGCUGAUGGAAACGAUGUUAGACCGGUCGGACCAGCAAUAUAAGGAGUGUGUACGAGUUGGCUUAGAGGUACCUAUGAGCGAUGGUGUUUUAGUAAAUACUUGGGAGGAGUUACAAGGAAACACUCUCGCUGCGUUUAGAGAGGACGGAGAGUUAAACCGGAUCAUGAAAGUACCGGUUUAUCCUAUUGGGCCUAUUGUUAGGACUAGCGAGCAUGUAGAAAAACUCAAUAGUAUAUUCGAGUGGCUAGACAAACAAGGGGAACGGUCAGUGGUGUAUGUGUGUUUAGGGAGCGGUGGAACGUUGACGUUUGAGCAAACAGUGGAGCUCGCUUGGGAUUUAGAGUUAAGUGGUCAAAGGUUCGUUUGGGUUCUACGUAGGCCCGCUUCUUACCUCGGGGUAAGCUCAAGCGAUGAUGAUCAGGUGAUUACCAGCCUACCUGAAGGUUUCUUGGAUCGCACGUGUGGUGUGGGGCUUGUGGUUACGCAAUGGGCACCGCAAGUUGAGAUCUUGAGCCAUAGAUCGAUCGGUGGGUUCUUGUCACAUUGCGGUUGGAGUUCGGUGUUGGAAAGUUUGACUAAAGGAGUUCCGAUUGUGGCUUGGCCUCUUUAUGCGGAGCAGUGGAUGAAUGCCACGUUACUGACUGAGGAGAUCGGUGUGGCCGUUCGUACGUCGGAGUUACCAUCAGAGAAAGUCAUCGGACGGGAAGAAGUGGCGUCUUUGGUGAGGAAGAUUGUGGCGGAAGAGGAUGAAGAAGGACAGAAAAUUAGGACUAAAGCUGAAGAGGUGAGGGUUAGCUCCGAACGAGCUUGGAGUCAAGGUGGGUCAUCUUAUAAUUCUCUAUUUGAAUGGGCAAAACGAUGUUAUCUUGUAUCGUGAUUUGAGAAUAACAUCAUGAACAACAAUUUCUGUCUAAAAUAUCAACCUUUUUUAUAUGAAUAUAAAAGUGUGUUAAAUUU